AUGGUGGGCACAGGUGGUCCAGUGGCCACUUUCUCUGUGUGGGACUAUGUCGUAUUUGCUGGAACUAUCAUAGCUGCUGCAGGCAUCGGCCUUUUCCAGGCUAUCAGAGGUCGAAAGGAGACCAGCAGUGCAGAGUUCUUGUUGGGUGGACGGCAAAUGACAGCUGUGCCAGUCGCCAUGUCACUUACCGCGAGCUUCAUGUCUGGAAUCACAGUCAUUGGUACACCGGCUGAGGCUUACCGGUUUGGAGCUGCGUUCUGGCUCUUCGGCUUCUCCUAUGCCAUCAUGUCAACCAUCACUGCAGAGAUCUUCGUCCCGCUCUUCUACAGAUUGGCCAUCACCAGUGCCUAUGAGGUAUGGAGACGUCAGAUUCAUUUCAGUGUAUUAACUGAAUAUUGGCUGAUCAGAGCAAAAACUAAAAAUGUAAAAAUCAAGACUGCAAACAUGUUAAACCAGAAGGCUACAGCAUUAAUGAACAAAGGUUCAUGGUGAUAAAAGGUUGUCCAGAUUCCAGCAGCUACAAAGGUGUUCCUUUAAAACGUGAGGGAAGUCUAAAGUCCAAAAUAGAGAAACACGCCCGAAAAACUAAGUUUUAUUGAUUUGUUUUGUCAUCUUUUUGAUCAUGUCUUAAAUGUCUCUUUUAUUUCUAGUACCUGGAGUUGCGCUUCAGCCGGCCUAUUCGAAUAAUUGGAACAACAAUGUACAUCGUGCAAACGGUAACUAACACGUGCUCCUUCCAAACUGAUUUAGUAAAUACGUACAAUAAUCAUACAGUAUGGAAAGACUUCAUAUUAACAUAGUAAAGACGCAAGAGAACCUCCUCAUCCUUUUUGACUUCAUGCAACAUCAUGUCAUUGUCCAAAAAGAUGAAUAUGAAUCACACCGCUGUUUAUUUUUCCACAUGUAAUUAACUAAUGGUGACUCCUUUGCUCAGGCUCUGUACACCGGCUUGGUUAUCUACGCACCAGCUCUUGCACUAAAUCAGAGUAAGUUCAGAUGAGUCGUUAUAAAUUUGAUUAAAAAAAGUUAUUUUGUACAGUGUUAUCAUGAUCCUGAAGCACUUCUGUUCAUUGUGAAUUAUGGGGGUGUGUUUAUUCAAGCCUUUCUUGACUAUAACUUCAUAAACUCCGAGUUCAUCUCAGUGACAAAGUGUUCUGUUUUAUCUGUUUACAUUUAUCUUUGCUUUUGUUCCGAUAACAGAGUUUGUGAACUGCUGAUAGAGUUGUUCAGAGAUACGCCUUUCUUUCUGUCUUUAAUGUUAAUCUUCAGAUAAAUAACAGACGUCAGGGAUGAUUUGACAAAGACUAACUAAACCUUCACAUUUCUUUGGCUCAGCUGGUUUAUUUUGAUAUCUGAGAAUCAUGGCAUCUGAAUCAUUUUGUGUGUUAUACAGUCACAGGACUUGAUCUGUGGGGAGUGCUGGUGGCUACAGGAGCAGUGUGCAUCCUCUAUUGCACUUUGGUAAGUGCAGAGGACGUCCAAAAGCAAGAUAUGUAACUGUAUAAUCAACAGAUCAAACAAUAAACAAUAAGGGCAAAAUGUGCACAAGCUGACUGAAAUCCUAAAGGCUUUAAUGCCCAAUUUACAUGUUAAGUGUUCCUAUUUUUUUAUUUACGAGACUGUGAUAAAGACAAAUGUCUGAUCUGAACUCUCGUGCAAUAAGAUGGAUUUUAACAAACAUAACUGGAAAUGAUAAAGUAGCUCCUUCCAUCGAUUUGGUUUCAGGGCGGUCUGAAAGCGGUGAUCUGGACUGACGUGAUGCAGAUGGUGAUCAUGUUGGCGGGCUUUGUGGCUGUGAUCGCUCGAGGAGCUGUACUACAGGGAGGCCUGACCAACAUCUGGGAAGAUGCACGUCAAGGAGGAAGACUUGAGGCGUUUGAGUGAGUACACGAACGGGUUGGUGUUAGCAGGGAUUGGAUGGAAGUCGUGUUAGAGGAGGGAGAGGCUUCCUGAGUCAGAGCAAUUAGUCUGAAGAUACAUUUCCCACACCUUUGGAUAUUCACACGGCAGCUGUUCCGCUUUGAUAUCGAUCUUAGAGGGAAUGCUGUUCUGCCUUCUUCAACCUUGACAGUAUUCAAGGUUUUAAACUGCAUCAAGAAAGCCAGUCUAAAAAAACCUUUCUAAUUUAAAAAGCAAUGAUUUAAUAAAAUUAUGGGGAAACUAUGGGAUGAACUAUGAGGUACAUUUAACGUAAAAAUCACAUCCCUUAUAGUGUUACUUCAACUGCAUUUAAAAGACUCCAUUUUGAUGAAUAACUCUAAAGUCAGCUGAUGAAUUUUCCCCUCUUCUCUCAAAGACAGUGAACUGUGUUUGUGUCGUUCUGGGUGUGGUGCUACUGUACCUGUAUGUCUCACUUUUCUGUGGUUGAAUGUGGAGCCUCCCAGAUCAGGAAGGCCAUUUAGAUCAAAGAUUAGCUUAGAUGCAACUUGAUUGAUCCUUUAUGGAUGGAUAAAUCAAUAAAUAGUUUAAAGUGUUUGCUCUGUUUACUGAACAGAACAUGUAAAUUCACCACCCAACCGGAGAAAACAUGCUGAGUCACAUGGCUAAACAUUCGAUUUAUGCCAGAUUAAUAUUUUUUUCUGAGUUUAAAUCAUUUAGUUAAAUCUUCGUUCUACAGUUGGUUUCUCUUAUAACUGUCCCAAUUACUUCAGGGUUACAAACCUGGAAACAAGAAGCAUGUGUGUCUAGAAAGUGAAGAAUGUUUCCUAAAUAAACAUAACCUAGUAAAAUGUACACUCAUGUCUUUUUUGACUCAUGCAGUAUGAAUGUCACCACAAUCUAGGAAUCUGCAGCACACCUUUAGUAUCAUACUGUGUAAGAACAUACGCAGUUUGUAUUCAGUCAGUUCUUUGCCAAUUUAAUAUUGACUAAGACUGGGUGUUGUCUUAUGGUAGCCAACAGGUUGUUAAAAUGUUCUUUUACCUCACUCAAUGGCCUGAUGUCUUUUUCAUUUUCACUAAUUAUUAACUGUUUUUUAUUUGAGUGGCAGCCCAGAACACAGUAUUAAAACAUUUAACUGAUGAUUGUAACAGAAGGGAAAUGUGGUCAUCAAUAAAAGGGUCAUUUUUUUCUUUAUCGCUCUCACAGGAAGAACACUUCACCAGAAAAACAUUUUUGCACAAUCGCUGAGUUAAAUGACUCAUGCUUCACUUAUGUCCUCUCAGGUCACACUUAAGUUUAUACUUCUGAUGCCUUUUCUUCAAUACUUUCCCUUAACCCCAACCCUUCUCCCUUUUUAAUCACAGUUUUGACCCUGAUCCCCUGAAACGCCACACUUUCUGGACCAUAGUCAUCGGCGGCAGCAUAAUGUGGACGUCUAUCUACUCUAUCAACCAGUCCCAGGUGCAGAGAUACAUCUCUUGCAAAACUUUGGGACACGCCAAGAUGUAAGUGUUUCUGCAUAGCAAUACAGACAGUAAUCAAAGGCUGUGAGGGACGGUUCAUGUCCUGACAGGUCUUCUUUCACCUCUCAGGUCUUUGUAUGUCAACAUGGUCGGCCUGUGGGUGACUGUGAGUCUGGCCGUGUUUUCUGGCCUCACAAUGUACUCCAUUUACAAGAACUGUGACCCGCUUACAAACGGUGACGUGACCACCUCAGACCAGGUAACUUCAGCUGCAAUUCUCUCUUUACUUGCAUCAGACGGAUGAUGUGCAAAAAACCGGUUAUGUAACUUUUGAUGACAGUCAGAAGUUAAUUCGGUAAAUAUUUGUGCACCAGCUUCUGCCUUACCUGGUGAUGGAUAUUCUGGCAGUCUUCCCUGGAAUCCCUGGCUUGUUUGUGGCAGCUGCAUACAGCGGUACCCUGAGGUGAGGCCUGGAACAACUGAGGAAAAAUAGUUUGAAAAUGUUAUUGACAUUUUAUCUCUUCACUCUGGGAGAUAAGAUGCAGUGAUAAGGAAAGGAUUAGCAGGAAAUACCUGUGCAAUUCUUCCUCAGAAAAGUCCACUUCACUGCUGCACUGAUGUCCAAAUAAACUGUUGUUGCAUUCAUAUUUUUAUAGUGACCACAAUAUUUUUUAUUUGUGCACAUGACAAGGGACGCCUAGAUCUGCAUGCAGCCUGAGAUCAGUCUAAUCUAAAAUGAACCUAAAAUUUUAGUCUCUGUUCUUUUAAAUGUCUUAAAGUCCACUGUUUCAUUCUUUUCAGCACGGUGUCCUCCAGCAUUAACGCCCUGGUUGCUGUCACCGUGGAGGACUUUAUUCUUCCUGUGUGCAAAAACCUCACACAGAAACAGACGACCUGGAUGAACAUGGGCCUGAGUGAGUCGUGUGAAAGUGUUUGUAUAGUCAUCACAGAGGUCUGAAGAUAAGAAGGUUAAAGGCCGCUGACUACUGCUGUCGCAAAGAGAGUUACUUCUGUUCAAAACUUUCUUAAGAACAAUCUUGUUAAACUCUUUUUUGACAUUUGUGGAGAAAAAGGCUAAAGGUGUUUGUUGACAGUGCAUCUGAUUAUGAAUACCAGUUGUCAGUUUCUUGAAUGACUCUCAUUCCUCUCUACAAACAUCAGUCAUCACAGUUAUCUUCUUAUCUUACAGAGUUCUAUUAUUUCUUUCGGUUUAACUGCACAAGCUAAGACAUGAUAGCUUUGACAGGGAGCAUUUCAUUAAUACAGUGGAUAGAUUAAACAUGCCAAUGAUUGCAUAAGAAUUAAAAAGAAGCAGAGGAAAAAAAAAAACAGGUUGGAGCACAGACAGGAGCUUCUUUGACCUUCUCCUCCAGGAUAAAGGGCGUGACUCUAUUAUCUCUGGAAAUAAGAACCGCAGAUACAGUUUACCUUUUCUUUAACCUCGUUCUGACAUGAAUCAAAGGUGUGAUUCUGCAGGCUGCAAAUGAUUUUAAAGCUUACAUUUAAAAAAGUGAAACAAAGACAAUUUUUACACAUUUUUCCAACAUUCAAAUCUGACGGUACGAAGAAAAGAAACUUAGAAGGGACGGGUCCAAGAAUUGCUUAUAAAAAAUAUCAGAGCAGAAUCCACUAAUUUUGACUUUUUGUGGAUCUUGUGCCAACUGUGAAUGUGACCGAGCCCCAGACAAAGGCUGGCGGUCCAAGUUUGGGUAACUGCCAUCAGUAAAACAGACUCGGUAGAAAUAACUUUACUUCGUUAACCUUGGAUGAUCCUUUUAUAUCUUUAAAUGUCUGGAUCCUCUUGCACCGAGGCUGCUAUCUCGCACCUCCAUGUUUCUAUGUUAACACAGAGUGGACAAACUAGGGUAUGCAGUUUUGUAUUUGCAAAAUGCGCCAGUUACAGGAUGAAGAGGAAGACAGUGUCUGUGCUCCAAAAAACUAUGAGUCAUCUGUUUUUUUAUAACACAAACUUGGCGAGUAGAGAAUCAUAUUCAUUCUCUGUUACAAGAACAUCUUGGUCUGAAAAGGCCAGUUACUUCACCAACAGGAGGGAGCAUUUUAAUCUAAAACUGGACCUCUCACUAUUGUGUUAUACUCUCAUUUCUACACACUUGAGCUCUAACAACAUGUAUAUAUUGUACCUGUAUUUAUACUUUAGACCUGUAUGCAUCUAAGAGUAAUAAUAAUGAUAGUGACUUAGUAAGUUUGGGUCACACUGACACUGUAGUAACAGCUUUUGCAAUGGUCCAAUGGUGCUUAUUGAACAAAUUAUAAAGAUGACUAUAUAACCUUUGAUGCAACAAUCGAACUCGAUUCCCAAUAAGAUAUAUCAAACCCUUUCUGUGUUAUUUUUUAACACCCUGCAAACUCUUUCGAUAGGCAUUUGCCUCUUUGGGAAAUAUAUGAACAUAUUAGUAAUUUGCAGCAAACAUUUUUCAUGAAAUGACAAUGCUCUUGUAGCCUUGAAUAAACAAACACAGAACAUGUAAAUCUACACUCCUCACUUUAACAUCAUCAUUUUGACAUCUCCAGGUGUUUUCUUCGGUGCGCUUUGUAUCGGGAUGGCUGGAGUUGCUUCUUUGAUGGGAAGCAUUUUACAGGUAACACCAUUUACCAACAAGCUGCAGUCAUUUCUUACUCAACAGCACCACCUAAAGCUCAACACAAGGAACUACAAGCCCCCUCAUGGUCUCCGCUCUUUUUAGGCAGCCCUGUCUAUAUUUGGCAUGAUCAGUGGGCCCCUUCUCGGUCUCUACCUAUUAGGCAUGCUUUUCCGCACAACAAAUUCAGUGGUGAGUAUUUCCUGUUACCGGAACAUUCAGCAACAGUCCUGCUGCAACUUCUUACAACACAAACUGAUGGACAAACAAGUGUGACAAAACCAGGAAGUAUUUCAAUCCUGUGAUGUUUGCUUUGCAGGGAGGACUUGUGGGAAUGAUUAUUGGUCUGGUUUUGACUCUGUGGGUGGGGAUUGGAGGCCAGAUUUACCCACCAACCACUGACAAGACCUUACCCCUGCCCCUUACCACUGUAGGCUGCAACUACACAACAGGUCAAAGCACAACGAUUCCUCCAUGGCUCAGUCCAGCACCAACACAGCCAGAGUGAGUCACUACAUAAAGAUCCAUACGCUGUAACCAAAACACAUAUUAUGAUCACCGUGAGCGGGAGAGAAGCAAAUAAGUUUUAUCAUUUGGAAAUGUAGAAUAAAAACAGAAAAUUGACUUAAACUUAAGAGAGCAAAUCUGCAGCAAACACUGUACUUUUUUUCUGUUUUAUGACAUUGUAAACUAAAUGACGGGUCAAAGUCGCUUCACAAAGAUGUAUUUGGACAUUUUGUGGGUUGAACAGGUAGCUGAGCAUGAAAGAGAGAACUUUAGAUGAACUAAUGAUGUCCUUUGUAUGUCAGUGUCAGACCAGCCUUGGCAGACUCCUGGUAUUCUUUGUCCUACGUCUACCUCUCUCUUCUGGGCAUGCUGACUACAAUGGCAUCUGGCCUGGUGGUGAGCAUGAUCACAGGUGAGAGUGAGACAUUAUUUUACCUGAUACCUGCAUGGUCCAUGUGUUCAAAACUAUAAUAUCAGUCCGUCAUAAAAGGAUUACAUUAAGGAGCGUUUUGUUUUUCUUAUCAGGUGGAUGCAAACAAGAGAAGAUGAACCCUGAUCUGUUUGUGAAGAAGAGUGACCUGAUCUGCUUCAGCUGGUUCAGUAAACCAGAGGUAAAUAAAAAAACAAAAACAUCACAAGGAAGUAUCACUAGCUAAACUUUUUGCUAUGUUAUUAAUUCUUUUGCCGUUUCCUCGACUCCUUACAGGAAUCGGAGGUCCAAGAAAAGAAUGCCACAGACUUCUACAUGGGUGCUGACAAUCUGGGGGUCAAAGACUCAGAGCUGAUGAAUUCAGACGUUGAAAAAUCCACCAGACUCUAAUGCUGCUAUAGUAUAAGAUAACCCCCCUCCCCCAUUUCAUUCAUGGAGACUGUUAAAUUGUAUAUGCACAUAUAUAACAUCACUCUUGUUUUGCUGCUACUUCAACAAUGUUUUUUUUUUAUCUCGGUUUUAUCAUCAUGUAGAAUAUUUUUGAUGAUUUCUUACAAAAACAGCACAUAGGGAUAAUUCCUCACACUAGUGGAACUAAAGUUCACAAGAUUUUAAUUUUAGUUUCUAGUUUUUCCUCGUGACCUGAUGAUGUUGUUGAGAACACAGAAGAAACAAAAACAUGUAAUGACAACAUACUGCAUCAUGUCUUAGACAACAACAGCUGCUGUAAUGCUCCAAAUGAACAAUAGGGAAAAGUCAUACAACAUAAACACAAAGGCCUCAUGCUCCUUUGCUCUAUACUGUUUGAACCGCUCCCAUUUCCUGCUCAGCAGCUCUUACGUGGUCCAACAGCUUCACUUUGAUUACCCUUUGUUCCAUUGUUCUUCCUCAUAGUGACUGCUAGCUCUCUCUUCUCCACCUGAACACUGUCGUCCUCCGCCUCAUGCUCACACAGCAGAAGAGUUUAUUAUUUUACCAUAGGUACGACUGCGUUAUUGUUUUAAAGGAACAAAGACCAAUUGUUUUGUCAUGUUUGUGUAUGACUUGAUUAUUUUUCUAUGGAAAUUGUGCACCCUUUAUUUACUACCUGUAUAAAUUGCUCACAAAUUCCACGUGUUAAUAAAUGUUUUGUACAAA
This is a messenger RNA of Xyrichtys novacula (pearly razorfish), 8018 nucleotides long. The record is from the annotation of a GenBank genome assembly. Lineage: Eukaryota; Metazoa; Chordata; Actinopteri; Labriformes; Labridae.